Molecule: messenger RNA, 1992 nt
Organism: Phodopus roborovskii (desert hamster)
Lineage: Eukaryota; Metazoa; Chordata; Mammalia; Rodentia; Cricetidae
Product: killer cell lectin-like receptor 2
Exons: 8
Coding region: 208-1071 (287 amino acids)
Source: RefSeq, a predicted model, not a curated record
UGCUGUCAGAAUCUGCUUUCAUCAUAGAAUUUCCUCUUUUUCACUUUGGUCAAGAGAAGGCGCAAGCAAUUCGGUUCUGCCUUUUCUCUCUGAGCGGCAGAAAGGCCUGGGGGGACCAAUUCUCUCCACCAGAAUUAAUUCCUGGUAGAGACACAGAAAUCACUCAAGGUUAGGUUUUAACACAGACCUACUUCACCUACUCCCAAGAUGAGUGAUGAGGAGAUCACUUACACAACUUUGAGAUUUCAUAAGUCUUCUUCAGGGUUGCAGAAUGGAGGAAGGCCUGAUGAGACUCAAGGGCCCAGAGAAGCUGGCCACAGAGGGUGUUCAGUCCCCUGGUACCUCAUUGCUAUACCUCUCGGAAUCCUUUGUUCCAUUCUUCUGGUGGCCAUUGCAGUGUUGGUGACAUACAUGUUUCAGUACAGACAAGAGAAACAUGAUCAGGAGAAAAUCCUAAACAACUUCUACCAAAAAUACCACAUCAUGAAAAAUGACAGCUACUUAAAGGAACAAUUGUUGAAUAAUAAGUCUGCAGAGUGUGAUGCCCUCAAAGAUCGUCUGGACUAUGUCAACAGAGAAUCGAAGAGAUGCUACAGGGAAACCAAGAUUGUUUUAGAUUGCACACAACGCAUAGGCACAGGCAAGCGUGUUGAAGCACACUGGUUCUGCUGUGGCAUAAAAUGUUAUUUCAUCAUGAACAAUAAACACUGGAAUGAAUGUAAACAGGCCUGCAAGAACUGCAAGUUAUCCAUUCUGAAGACAGAUGAUGAUGAUGAUGAUGAUGAACUGACAUUCCUUGGGUCCCAACUUCAUCCAAGCACUUACUGGAUUGGAUUUCCAUCUGAUACAAAAAAAAGAAACUGGCAACAGACUGAUGCUGCCUCAUCUAAACUUAGUUUGACAAGACUGGGAUCAGUCCUUGACACAGGAGCCUGUCCAUAUCUCAGUUCAAAAGGUGUACUUUAUGAGGACUGUGAUAAAAUCCAUGGCUGCAUAUGUGAAAAGAGAAUGGGGAAAUUCCCUGAGUCAGUGUGCAAUGCAAGGUCUCAGUUGGCUGUGGAAUUUGAGUGAGUAGCUGUAAAGGGAAGAUAUUCUUCUAAAGUCUGACUUAAUAGAGUGGAAAACGACUUCCUUCCAGGUAGACAGAGCAGCUGUGUCUGGAGAACAGAACCCUUUACUCCUAGCCCUGAGGAAACACUCUUUUUGUUUCAUGAAUGACACACAAAACCAAAUAUAAAACCCUGACAAUAGCACACAUAUCUCAUCAUUACUAGGAUAAACCAUUUCUAUGUCCCAUGGCUUUGACAGCACAAUUAACAACAAUGAUACAGUUGUUGAUUUCUGUUUCUUUGAUAAUUGGUUGUUUAGUAUUUGAUAUUUUUUGCAGGUAGAAGUAUUUAUCUUUAAAAAGCAUUUAUUUUCUGUAAAAUAUAAUUUCAGACCUGAUGAAGUUGUCUAACUAGCUCAAUGAACCCAUACAACAUUUCAUAGUCCAUAUAUUCCCCCCUCCCCAUUUCUCUGAUGCAUUUGAUGAUAAGUUGAUACCCUAUAUAUACAGUAUAUUAAUUUUAAGUCAGUUGGAUGUGGUGUCUCAGACUUAUAAUCUUAUAGAUGCAUGAGUCUGACAGUUGUGUAGCCCACAUGGUUAAAGUUUUGGCCAUAAUGAGCUAUAGAGUGAGAUUCUGCUUCAUGAAACCUAAUUAUGAUAGUGAUAAUGAUAUUACUAUAAUGUUCACAAAUAUUUUUACAGACAAGAAAAUUCUUUUACAACAUCGUACUGAGAUAAAUAAAACUCAACAUAUGUAGUAUUGAUAUAGUAGUAUUUUCUAAUCUAUAAUCCAUAUUCAUAUUUGCCAUUUUUUUUGGAUUAUAUCACUGUUGAUAUUUUCUCUUGCUCAGGACCAUGCAGGGCAUUCACUUGUAAUGUCCUUUAGUUCUGAUAUGGUUAUUGACUUAUGUUUUUUUUUCUGACAUUAAAAAGCAAAAUAUUGG